CAUUCUUCCACACAUCCAUCCAUCCAUCCAUCCAUCCAUUCAUCAUUCAUCUAUCUAUCCAUCAUCACCUACCCUGGGGGAGAGGCAACCUCUCAGGUGCGAAGGCAAAGAGAAGGGAAAAUAAGGAAGUUAGGAAGAAAGAAGGCAAGAAGGACAAGCUAUCACCCCCGGGCGGGGGGCGCGAGGAAAAGGGGCCCCUUUGGAGAGAAGGCGAGACCGCAGAGGGCUGGCACACGUGGGGCAGCAAGCGGCGUUGGCAGCAGAGGAGAAGGAGGCGCGAGGUGCUUGGGGACCGCCGCGGCCAAGGUGCCACCCGAGAUCUUAGCGAGCCGACCCCUCCUCGCCCCGUGGCCCCCCGCGGCAAGGGGAUCCUCCAGCAUCCUCUACAGCCUUCCACGUGACAGGUGUGCGAAGAAGGCAUGGCCUUAGCCCUUGACCGAAGGGCGGACCCGCUGAACCUAGGCGGCGGCUGGGCCUCCCCGUCGCCUCUCCCUCCUUGGUCCCCGUGCCACCGACGGCGGAGGAGCACCGCGAUAUCCCGACGGCGCCACCGCUCCGGACCCAAGUCGGAGUACGCGGAGCUGCGAAAGCAGGCGAAGCACCAGCAUGACCCCGGCCCACCGUGGCCCCAUGCUCAGCGGCGCCCCGAGCGUUCGGCCAGCCCCACCUGCUGGGGACCCGGGGGCUGGUGGACCCCGGGCCCGUGGCGUUGCCCGCCCGUGGAAGUUUGGAAGCCGCCGGGCAGUGUGCAGGUGGUGCGGGUCUACGGACUGAGGCCUCCCUGUCCGUGCUGCUGCUCCUGCUGGAGCGGGCCCGACAAGCCGGGCCCUGGGCGGCUCUACCGCAAGAAGAAGAAGAAGCGCUGGGGCAGGAAAGGCCGCGGCGUGAGGCGCGGCCGCCCCCGCCGCCCGCUGCAGAACAGCCCGCCCGUGGACCUGAGCGCCCUGCUGCGCCCGGUCAACCUGUACGGCCGUCGGGCGCCCGGCAUGCGCGCCCCGCGCAACACCACGCAGUUCAUCAUGAACCAGGUCUACGAGGACAUGCGCAAGCAGGAGAAGCAGGAGCGGCGGCAGGAGGCCCUGCGGGCCCGGCAGGCCGCGGCCGCGGCUGCAGCUGCGGCCACCGCGGGGCAGGCGCCGGGUGUCCCGGCAGCCGCGGCCCCCCUGGACUGUAGCGGCGUGCUGCAGCCCGUGCGCAGCCGGGACGACGAAGACAAGGAAAUGUGGCUGCUGCAAGAGACUUUCUGCAGCUUCGUCCAGAACCAGCUCUACUGCCUCGUGCCCAGCCCCGCGGCCGCCGUCGCGGAGGACGAGGAGGAGGAGAACGAAGACGGGGCAUGUGCUCCACCUUUCUCUGCAGGAGGGGGAAUAGAGGAGGAGGAUGGGGAAGAGGAGGAGGAGGAGAAAGAUGAAGACGAGGAGGAGGAGGAGGAGGAGGAAAGAGAAGAGGAUGAAGAGGAGGACCUGGAGGCGAGAGAGGAGGAAGAAGAGGAGGAGGACAAUGAGGAAGAGGAUGAGGAAGAAGAGGAGAGGUAUGGAGAGGAAGAAGAUGAAUCUGAGGAGGGGGACGAGGAUGAAGAGUUCAAAGAAGAUGAGAACAAGGAAGAACUGAAAGAGGAGGAUGACAGUGAAGAGGAGGAGAGGAGGAGGACCCCUACUCUAGAGGCUGCUCCUACUCAGGCCUUGAGCAAGGGUCUCGCCCCAGCCUCUACUUCCGAAGAGACCCCAGCUCAAACUCUGGAUGAGGUUCUCAACUCAAUGCCUCCUCCCCAGACCUCUACUUUGGAUGGGACCCCUCUUCAGGCUCCAGACAAGGGUAUCGCAGUGGCAUCUUCUCCCCUGAUCCCUUCCCCUCCUCCGGUGUCAGAGACUAUUCACCAGUUGGCAAAUGUGACAGCUUAUGUUCCCCCGGAAAUCCAGCAAUCUCUGGAUUCCUUAGCAAAAUUGCUUCCAAGGCUCAUGGCUGACGCCCAAAAUGAUGAUGACGAUGAUGAUGAUGAUGAUGAUGAUGAUAUUGAUAAGAAGGAGAUAAAUGAGACAAAGGAAUCCAAGGAGAAGAAGGAGGAGGAGGAGGGGGAAAUUUGA
Phascolarctos cinereus (koala) is the source of this 2084-nucleotide messenger RNA. Lineage: Eukaryota; Metazoa; Chordata; Mammalia; Diprotodontia; Phascolarctidae. The record is from RefSeq and is a predicted model, not a curated record.